Messenger RNA from Sclerotinia borealis F-4128, 1266 nucleotides. The record is from the annotation of a GenBank genome assembly. NCBI's taxonomy places the organism in Eukaryota, Fungi, Ascomycota, Leotiomycetes, Helotiales, Sclerotiniaceae.
AUGCCUUCAAUUCAUCCAGAAAAAUUCAGUUCCAACAGGAAGUACGAAGUCUACACUAAUACAUACCCUAUUGCUCCCGGUCUUGUCUUAGUCGGAUGGUACAUCAAAAUGACAACCCUGAAAAGUAGUCUGCUCAACAUACAAAACUCGGAGGACGCCACUGCAAUUGAGGCCACUCAAGAACUAGUCCUAAAACGCGGUGGACAACACAUUCGUAUCGGUAAACAUGGCAUAUUGUUGAUGUCGGGAAUACUGUACGACUAUCAGAGAAUGAAAUCACCUACCGAUGAAGACUUUGGAAGUGAAACACGCUCGAAGGACCGGCGCGUGUUGACAAAGAAGGUUGGUAUUGUUAGGGGAUGUCAAAUUACUGAUUUUAGAGAGACCUUUGAGCGUCUUCAGAUAUCAGAGGAGAUGAAGAAAGACCAUACAAAAUACAUCAACCUUGUCGCUCGAAAUCUUAUUCAGACAGGCUGUUUGGAAUGGCCUCGAUAUUUGGCUGCCUGCAAGCGACCUUCUGUCUUCGACAGAAAGACGAUAGAAACAGAGCGUGCAAUUUCCCCAAAGCCUUCGCGGAGACCUCACAGUUAUGACUGCUGCAAAGAAUACAACGAAAUACCUCCCAUACAACAGGACAAGGUUCCUUCAGCAGCUCCCAAGUCACAGAAGACUACAGCCCAAAUUACCCCUCAAGCUCCGGCUCCAUUAACUCUAGAAAAUCUCAAUGUUGUUUCCGGAGGGCCCAAAACACAAAUCGGUCCGCGUACUGAGAGAAGUAAACGUCCAGGUCCAGACAUCGAACGCAUCCACCACCACGGCGUUCAAACAAUGAGCCCCACAGACGGAAACAGUGAUAUCGAAGCCCCACCUACUAAAAAGCCACAUGCAAGAGGUGCAAGAUCAAUACCGUUCUAUGGUGAAGACGCGGAUCCUGGAACCAAGCCAAGAUUUCCUUCUCCAUGGUGCGAUAUGAAUUUCGCUCACAAGCCAUCGCCAUCAUCCGGUUAUCCUCCGUCAUCGGACUCUAGAUUAGGGCCAUCGGUAGCAUCAUCGACAUCCAAAUCUUCCCAUGCAAGCUCUAGCUCCAAACUAAAAGCUAGAUUUAAUCUAAGUGUAUUCGACCGCGAUAUUCAUGUACUUCAUGGGCCGGGGCGAACACAUGAUAAGUCGGCUUCUGGUGACGGCUAUGAAACGGAGUUUAAUAUCAAAGUAAGGAGACCGAAGAAACAACCCCAACCCGCCCAUACUACUGGCGUGGCGUUUUAG